This is a messenger RNA of Cryptococcus deneoformans JEC21, 2167 nucleotides long. RefSeq names its product conserved expressed protein. Bases 50 to 2122 code for a protein of 690 amino acids. Gene Ontology annotation, cellular component: plasma membrane. The record is from RefSeq and is a predicted model, not a curated record. The transcript is spliced from 14 exons. NCBI's taxonomy places the organism in Eukaryota, Fungi, Basidiomycota, Tremellomycetes, Tremellales, Cryptococcaceae.
CAUAUUAGACCUUUUAGUUCUCCUCGGGUUUAGGCUGCUCAAAUAUCCGAUGAGACAUUCAUCGCUAGCACUGCUAUCCUCAUUACUGUUAUUAUCUCUACCAACUUUUGCCUUUUGGCCUUUCAAAGAAAAGCGAUUCAAAGACGAGGCAUUCAUCAAUGCUGGACCUUUAGGGUUGAGCAAGCUUGGUGGAAGGGUUGCUGCUAUAGGAGACUGGGAUGGGGAUUCGAAGCUUGAUUUAUUUACACUUUCAGACGAAGCCAAAACAGUGCAAAUACAUUUAUGGAACGGCGAUAAGUACAAGUACAUCCCCUCACACACUCUCAGCCUUUCCGAGCGUAUAAUAAAUGUGGUCCCGGGCGAUUACAACCACGAUGGUCAUCUCGAUCUUCUUUUAAUGUACGAUAAGUCCGAAGGUGGAGGCUGGUGGGGAUCAAAAGUGGAGAGAUUAGGAAUGGGAGUAUACUUAGGAGGCGGGCCUGAUGGAGGUUUUCAAGAAGAAUCAUGGACUUUGCCACUGUCGACGCCGUCUCAACCAAUGGUAUAUGAUGCCGAUGGCUCGCUAAGACCGUCGCUUCUGGGUUACCAACCUACUGAAACAGGGGAGGGCGUAGUAUGCUGGAGGAAUAAUGGUACAGGGUUUACAUUGGAAAUACCUCAGUUACGGCCUAUAGAUCAGAUCUGCACCAUGGCAAAUCCGCAUAGUAGUGCAUUCGUUGAUAUUGACGGAGACUGCCUUCCAGACCUCGUUUUACAUUGCAGCCGAUCAAAGACCGUCAGUUUCAUUCAAAUAUGGCUCAAUCGUGGGGAUGCUGGAUAUAUCCUUGCUCGAUCAUAUGAUCUACCUUCUGGUAGCGGUCCGAUCUCUUUUGCCGAUACAAAUCGUGACGGCUCAGUAGAUAUAAUUUUCCCAACUUGUACUCACAAAUCAACUUCGACUGGGCUGGGUCGAGAUUGCAGCAUCAACAUUGCGCAAAAUAAACAGGUUCCGUUAUGCUCUACCGAGGGCUCGCAAUGGAGCACGGAUGGAUUGCUGAAGUGCAGAGGUUGGGGUGACAUGUGUUUGUCCGAUGAGAAAUUUGAGUUCAGCUUUGAUGAGUCUGAUCCCUCCUUUACCUCCAUUCCUCUCAGCGAACUACUUCCUGACUCUUCCAAUCCUGGUAUCCUUCUUCAUCCGCCUUCUGAUUCGUCCAUACCUCUCCCUCUUCGCCCUGGUGACUUCAACGUGGAUGGAUUUCCAGAUUUCCUAUUCGUCACGUCCGAUGAUACAAAAUCUUCGAAAAGCACACAGGUCAAUAUUUUGGAGAAUGUGCCUUGUGCAAAGGGAGUGAUCGGCUGUACGAAGGGAGUAAGAAGGGGAUGGAGAUUGGGACAUGGGAAGGGAUGGUAUGACUUGGAGGGGAUCACCGAUGCUGUGGGCGCUAGCUGGCUCGAUUUGGACGAGGAUGGAUCUCUAGACAUCAUGGUUCAACGAUCUGGGGACCAAAUCGGCCAUAAAGUGACUUUCAUUCAAAACAACUUCUAUCAUGAUGCAUUUUUCCUCAAAACGGAAGUUCUCAAUGGUGUUUGUGAUGGCAAAUGUGAGCCAGUGGCUGGCGGAAAGUCUUACAAUCCUCUGGGUGUCAGCUAUUCAGGAGCCACGUACAAGUUUACUGUGCUUGAUACCGCCGGACAUCGGGUAGCCCAGCAGGUGGCUCAACUGCCGCAAACGGGCUACCAUGCCUUGCAGACUCCUUACGCAUUUUUUGGGUUGGGUCGCACGAAUAACUAUGUUGAAAAACUGUUUAUCGGCGUAUCUCUUGCCCCUCCCAACCACAUCACUUUCCUGGAGUCUCUUAUUCCCAAUUCUCAAGUAAUAAUCAACCCUCCUUAUCCUGCUGCCAUAUCCAGCCCAGACGAGAAGAGAGAAGAGCCCCGAUCGCCAGUGAAGGCGCGUUCUACGGAGUGGAAGUCCCAGCUUUACUUGAAACCUGGUGAAUGGGUCCCUUGGGUGGGCGCAGCGGUCCUAGGUACGGUUAUCGUUCUGGGUACUGUUGUCUUGGGAUUGAAUGAGCGGGAAAAGCGGGAAGAUGAGAGAGAUAGACAGCGGGCAUUGCAUGCGAUUAAUUUCCAGGCAUUGUAAUCUUGUAUUAACCCAACCGUUGCUCGCAUCACGCAACGAUCGCAC